GUGUUUUUUACCAUUUUAUUAUCUUCUCCCUAUGGCUGCACCUGCAGUUCUUCUAUCAAUCCCCAUCCUGAUAUCAUUUCUCAUGUGUUUAGAACAGUUUGUGUUAUCCCAAGUGGAAAACCAGUUCGUCUUCAAUGGCUUUAAUGGAUCCAACCUGCAUCUGAAUGGGAUUGCUGAGAUUCAACCCAAUGGUCUAUUACAGCUAACCAACACCUCAAAGAGACAAAUUGGUCAUGCUUUCUUCCCAUCUCCUCUCAAGUUCAACAAAUCAUCAACUAACAUCUUUGAUUCCCUUUCAUUUUCGACCAACUUCGUGUUUGCCAUUGUUCCAGCUGAAGAGACUAAUCCUAGGGUUGGUCAUGGUAUUGCAUUCACUAUCUCACCUACCAUGGAGCUGCCAGGGGCUGCUCCAACCCAAUACUUGGGACUUUUUAAUUCUUCAACCAAUGGCCUUUCUUCAAACCAUGUGUUUGCUGUAGAGUUAGACGCCGUCCCAACCACUGAAUUCGGAGAUAUCAGUGGCAGUCAUGUUGGCAUUGAUGUAAACAACUUGAGAUCCUUGGUAUCAGCUCCACCAACAUUCUUUGCAGACGGUGAAGGGGAAAAUAAAAGCUUGGACCUCUUAACUGGAAAUCCAAUGCAGCUGUGGAUCGAUUACGAGGAAGACAACAAGCUGCUGAAUGUAACACUUGCCCCUACGCCAAGCAACAAGCCAAGCCGACCACUUUUAUCGACGUCCGUUGAUCUUUCUACUGUCUUAUUGGAUUCUAUGUAUGUCGGCUUCUCUUCAUCAACUGGUGAAUUAACUAGUAGCCAGUAUAUUAUGGGGUGGAGCUUUAAUAAAACUGGGCGAGCACAAAGCCUGGACUACUCAAAGCUUCCUUCACUUCCUGAUCGGAGUAAAUCGAAGUCAAACUCAAAUUUACAAAUUAUUAUCCCUUUAAUAGCUGUGGUUGCAUUGCUUGUGACAAUCUUUGGUGCUGCAUGUGUUACAAGAAGGAAGAGAUAUGAAGAAAUACGUGAAGAAUGGGAAAAAGAAUAUGGUCCUCAAAGAUUUUGUUUCAAGGAUCUCUAUAAGGCAACAAAAGGUUUUAAAGAAAAAGAACUACUAGGAAGUGGGGGUUUUGGAAGGGUUUAUAGAGGAGUUUUACCUUCUUUGAAAGAACAAGUUGCGGUCAAGAGGAUCUCCUAUGAUUCAAGACAGGGAAUGAAGGAGUUUGUUUCCGAAAUCGUGAGCAUGAGAAGGUUAAGGCAUAGGAACUUGGUGCAGCUACUCGGCUACUGCAGGCGAAAAGGAGAACUUCUCUUGGUCUAUGACUAUAUGCCUAAUGGAAGUCUAGACAAGUUCCUAUUCAGCAAUUCAAUGCCAAACCUAAGUUGGGGUCAACGGUUUCAGAUUCUCAAAGGAGUAGCAUCUGCCCUGCUUUACCUUCAUGAAGAGUGGGAGCAAGUUGUUCUUCACAGAGAUAUAAAAGCUAGCAAUAUUCUGUUAGAUGCAAACUUUAAUGGAAGGUUAGGAGACUUUGGUCUAGCCAAAUUAUAUGAUCAUGGCUCAAAUCCAUCAACUACUCGUGUGGUCGGGACUGUGGGAUACAUUGCACCAGAGCUAGCUCGAACCGGGAAGGCCACUACGAGCACCGACGUGUUUGCCUUUGGCACUUUUAUGCUUGAAUUAGCAUGUGGGAGGAAGCCCCUGGAGCCACAACUAGAGCCUGAACAAAUUAUUUUGGCCGAUUGGGUCUGUGAAUUGUGGAAAGCAGGAUCUAUUCUCGAUGCCGCCGAUCCUAGAUUGGUCGGUGAUUACGUGACAGACGAAAUGGAAUUGAUUUUGAAACUAGGCAUUCUCUGUACGAGCCCCAUAGCUACAAAUAGGCCGAGCACAAGGCAGAUGGUACAACAUUUGGAUGGAAACAGUACCUUGCCUGAGAUACCACCGGAUGGCGUUAGAAUUGAUACGAUAACAGUUGGAAACGUAACAUCAUCAGAGUUUGCUGCAUCGUAUGAAGAAAAUUCUGUUUCUGCCAAUUCAUUUUCUAGCUCCAUAUCUGUACUCAGCAGUGGUCGUUGA
This is a messenger RNA of Hibiscus syriacus, 2068 nucleotides long. Its product is annotated as L-type lectin-domain containing receptor kinase SIT2-like. Gene Ontology annotation, biological process: protein phosphorylation. The record is from RefSeq and is a predicted model, not a curated record. Gene Ontology annotation, cellular component: plasma membrane. Lineage: Eukaryota; Viridiplantae; Streptophyta; Magnoliopsida; Malvales; Malvaceae. The coding region runs from base 32 to 2068 and encodes 678 amino acids. Gene Ontology annotation, molecular function: carbohydrate binding; protein kinase activity; ATP binding. The transcript has a single exon.